CGUACUGUACUCUCCCAAGCGCUUAGCAGAGUGCUCUGCGUAUAGUAGCCGCUCGAUAAAUGCGAUAGAAUGGCUGACUGAGUGGCCCCUGAUGGGAAACAGAUCGCCGGGGUUCUCUAGGGAGAAAAGACCGGUGAUAAACUAGGGAACCGCGACAGACCGACCGCAUACGAGAUCGCCACUCUCCCCCGCCUUCAAAGUCUUAUUAAAUCAGUGGCAUUUAUCGAAUGCUACCGUGUGCAGAACACUGUUCCGAACGCUUGGGAGGGCGCGGUGCGAAGAAGUCGGUCGACGCGGUCCCUGCCCACAAGGAGCGCAUCCCUUCCGACUAAACCGUCUUUCCCCCUGCUCCCUCUACCUUCUCCGUCCCCUUUCACACUUGAUGUUCACCCCAGCCUCAGCCCCGCGGCUCUCGUGUGUUUAUUUUCUGGGGUGCGUACUUAUCGGUAAGCGCUUACUGUGUGGCAAGCACCGUUCUAAGCGCUGGGGUAGGUACGAGUCAACUAGGUCAGACACGGGCCCGUAUGGGACUCGUAGUCUCGACUUGGGGGAGAGGACGGGUAUCGAAUCCCCAUUUGACGGUUGAGGAGAAGGAGGCCCAGAGAAGUUGAGCGACUUGCCCGAGGUCACACAGCUGGCGACCGGCAGAGCGACCGGCCAAGCCGGCGUUAGGACCCGCGUCCUCUGACUCCCAGGCCCGUGCUCCGCCCUCUAAGCCACGUUGCUUCCCUUGCGUAUCGGUAACUUUUCUACAUCGGUGUCUGCGUCGCCCCUCUCGACCGUAAGCUCCCCGUGGGUAGGGGACGGUGACCGCCGACUCCGUCGUAGCGUAGUCUCCCGGGGGGUUCGGUACGGUGCUCUGCACGCGGUAACCGCUCAACGGUCGAGAGGUCCGGGGUGAGGAACGAGACCCGCAGCUCUGGACUCGACCGGGAAGGUCGCCCGAAUCCCGGGCUCGGACUCGAGGCCUUCUCCCGUCCCGGGGACCGAGCUGGAUUCAACGGCUCGGGGCCCGGGGGCCGGAGCCGGAGUGGGAGCUGGUGUGUAGCCGGCAGAGUCUCCCGGGCACGGCCCAGUCCAUUUACAUGGUCGGCGUGCUCUUGGGGUCCUUGGGCUUCGGGGGGCUGGCUGACAGGCUGGGCCGCCGGGUUGUGUUUCUGGGGUCCCUCCUGCAGGUGGCGGCGUUGAGCACGGGGGCGGCUCUGGCCCCUUCCUACCCCUGGUACUGCAUCUGCCGCUUCCUGUGUGGGAUGGGCGUCUCCGGGCUGCUCAUCAACGGGAUCGGCUUCACUCUGGAGUGGAUCCCGCCCCCACGCCAGGCCCUAGUGGCUGCCAUGCUGUCCUGCUGCGUCACCUUGGGGCAGGUGACUCUGGCCGGCCUGGCCUUCCGCUUCCGCCACUGGAGACACCUGCAGCUGGCCGUCGGCCUCCCCUGUGGACUGGGCUUCCUGGGCAGCUGGUGGCUCCCCGAGUCAGCCCGCUGGCUGCUAGCCAAGAGGCGCCCAGAUGAGGCUCUGAGGUCCCUGUGGCUCGUGGCCAGAGUCAAUGGGAUCCGGGAGGCUGGGGAGGGUCUCUCCCUGGAGACGCUGGAGGCCGAACAGCCUCAGGAGUCCGGGGCGACCCAGGGGGCCUCCAUUCUGGACCUGUUCCGCUGUCCGGCGAUGCGGACGGUCACGGCCUGCAUCACGGCCGUCUGGUUCUCGUCCACGCUGGCCUUCUACCCCCUGGCCCUGGACAUGCAGCGUUUCCCCGGCGAGGACCCUUUCCUGAUGCAGCUGGUCCUGGGCGCCGCCGACCUGCCCUUCCGCCUCCUGGUCGUGGGGGCCUCCGACAGGCUGGGCCGCCGACUCACUCAGGUCUCCUGCCUGCUGCUGGGGGGGGGCCUGGUGCUGCUGGGCCUCCCCGUGCCCCGCGAGCCGGUGUGGCCCAACGUGGCGCUGACCGUCCUGGCCAAGGGACUGAUGUCGGCUUCGCUCGCCUGCGCCCACCUCUACGCCAACGAGCUGUUCCCCACCCCGCUCCGGCAGACGGGGGUGGGUGUCACCAACAUGGUGGCCCGGCUGGGGGCCGUGCUGGCUCCCCUGGUGCUGCUGGCCGGCCCGUCGGUGCCCCUGCUGCCUCCCGUGCUGUUCAGCGCGGUGGCCCUGGCCUCGGGGCUGCUGGCGGCCUUCCUGCCUGAGACCACUGGCCUGCCCCUGCCUGACACCCUGGAGCAAGUGCGGAGCAGGAUGCAGACGCGCAACUUCUGGAGAGUUUUCCCCUGGAGACGGGGAGGCGGAGAGGGGCCCCGGCAGACCAAACUCUGAGUCGUCCUCUUCAGCCGGCGGGGAGAGGGACGGGGAAGGCCGCGGCGGCGUGGGGGUGAUAAAAAACCGUACGACAGA
This is a messenger RNA of Ornithorhynchus anatinus (platypus), 2384 nucleotides long. RefSeq names its product solute carrier family 22 member 6-like. The record is from RefSeq and is a predicted model, not a curated record. Gene Ontology annotation, molecular function: transmembrane transporter activity. The transcript has 10 exons. Gene Ontology annotation, biological process: transmembrane transport. Bases 1086 to 2306 code for a protein of 406 amino acids. Lineage: Eukaryota; Metazoa; Chordata; Mammalia; Monotremata; Ornithorhynchidae. Gene Ontology annotation, cellular component: membrane.